Molecule: messenger RNA, 2252 nt
Organism: Gadus macrocephalus (Pacific cod)
Lineage: Eukaryota; Metazoa; Chordata; Actinopteri; Gadiformes; Gadidae
Product: tumor necrosis factor receptor superfamily member 10B-like
Exons: 10
Coding region: 378-1631 (417 amino acids)
Biological process (GO): positive regulation of apoptotic process; TRAIL-activated apoptotic signaling pathway
Cellular component (GO): plasma membrane; cell surface
Molecular function (GO): protein binding
Source: RefSeq, a predicted model, not a curated record
UGUGCGUUUCGGCCGACCGUCCAGACGGAGCCGGCGGAUCCGGUGCCCGAAACCGCACAUUUCUGAGACCAUGGGUGGUUCUCGCCUCUUCAUUGAAGUUACAAUCUGUCCUGAGAAUGUGUGUGUUGGGAGGACUAGGGUUGGCAUCACCAGGGUUCGCGGGGAAAUUUAAGCUGAAUGUAACCUGAUACUAGGGGGCGGGGAAACUUCGGGAUCCCGGUGCGUGCCACACUCUCUCACCGGGUGGUGUGUUGACUUCAUACACUCUCUUUCUCAGCGGGGUGUUUCGUCAUUAGAGAGUAAUAAACCAUCGAGUCAAGUGGACUUGUACGAUCGAAUCAACUGAACAAUAAACCAUAAUUAAAGGCAUCAUUUCGAUGGCUUGUUUGCGUGUGUCUGUGUUUUUCUCUGUGGCCCUCCUCUGUGAAGCCUUGCCCACUCCACCGGGCACCAAUCCAAACGGGGCUGGACUGCUGCGCCAACGCUCCUGCCCUGAAGGCCUGUACCCGUCAGCGAGCCUGUGCUGCCUCAACUGCCCCGCUGGCGAACACCAGGUCUCCCCGUGCUCCAGCGACCGGGGGAGCAGUGUGUGCUCAGAGUGUCCCGUGGGGACGUUCACGGAGCACAGCAACGACCUGCGCACCUGUCUCACCUGCACCCGGUGCCGCCCAGACCAGGAAGAGGUGCAGCCCUGCUCCCCCACCAACGACACGGUGUGCCGGUGUAAGCCCGGGUCCUUCUGCGCCCACGACCAGGCCUGCGAGGUGUGUCAGCGGUGCAGGAGCUGUAACGACGGAGAGACGCGGGUGAAGAGCUGCACUGACCACUCCAACAGCGAAUGCGCCAAGACCCCGACGCACGGUACCCCAACGGAGGGUAGGUCUCCUGAUUCAGGCUCAGCCCCCCUGGCGCUCUGGUGGAUUCUAGGCGUUGGUGUUGGUUUUGCUGUAAUUGGCGUCUUGGUCUACAAGAAAGGGCGACCUUGGUUGACAUGCUUGCUUAGCCUGUCACCUGGCCAUUCUCAGCAGGAUGCCAAAAGGCAUGGAUCCCUCGAGAUCGCGCAGAACGCCCAUAACGUGUUGGUGGAAGUCCCCCUGCUGCCCCCUGAAAAGCCCAGAAGCGACGGCUCGGUCGAUGAAGAAGACCUUGGUCUGGGCAGCAGCAGCUCUGAGACCAGCCUCACGGUCGAACGCACUAAUCUGUGCACCUCGACGCCCCCUGCACAGACCCCAGCGGGCUGGACUACCAGCCCGCCCUAUGCGAGGAAUGAUGACGAUUCACUGCUAGUUCCUUUAAAUGGUGACAUGUCUCUAAAGCACUGCUUUGAGUAUUUUGACGAUGACAUGGUUUCCAAGGUUCACAAGAGGUUCUUCCGGAGAUUGGAUCUGAGCGACAAAGUUAUCGACAGAGCAAUCAACAACGUAAACAACGAGGACUGCGUCUAUGAGCUGCUGGGCGUGUGGCUGGAGAGGGAAGGCCAAGAAGCUAAACUCCACCACCUGCUGCAAAAGGUUAGGGACUUGGAUCAGAACCGGACGGCAGACUCAAUUGUUACAAAGGCCAUCGCUAACGGGCACUAUAAAAGAUGGGUGAUUCCACAACCAUCGUAUUCGGGCAAAAGCGAUGAGUGAAUCAGAGCUGGGGGGUCUUGCUUUGGGACUUUCUUGGGCUUUUCUGCAACUCUUUAAGAAAAAUAAAAUAAAGGUCCAACUGCAUAAAUGUGGUGAGGGGGAAAUUCCAAGAGGACCAAGUCCAUCGGAACAAACCCGGGGUGAUGGGGAUUCUAUUUUUCCUGUGUCCACUGCUGUUUUGCUGUAAUAUAUCUGAACAGUGGUGAACAUAAAACGUUUACUUACUUGUGACAUGAAGUCAAAAGGUUCUCAGGGUCACGCGGUGGCAACCUACUAGCCUUCAAGCUGUGUGGUGUCAAUCGGCCGUAGUGAAUGAUGUUCGUCUUCCGCGUUAUGUAGGAAAAAUGAACCAAUGUUGUGAAACAAAAAUAGUGUAGUUGUAAACUCAUUAUGAUUGUAGGCUCUAUGAUUGUAGGCCUGUUCGAAGUUCUGGAAAUGGACCGAACGCCCGGGCUACCCUGACCUCAGGGAAUGUCCACCGAACGCAGUACUGGGUGUGUGCCAGAAUUGCACACCGCACUGCCCAAUCAAGAAAAAAUAUGCAUCUAAGUGUAUCUAUAUUAUCCUAUAUAGAUACAGAGACGGAUAACUUAAAUCCUAGCUCUAGUUAGAUGUAUAGAU